Budorcas taxicolor (takin) is the source of this 1299-nucleotide messenger RNA. RefSeq names its product neuromedin U receptor 1 (gene NMUR1). The transcript is spliced from 3 exons. Gene Ontology annotation, biological process: G protein-coupled receptor signaling pathway. The record is from RefSeq and is a predicted model, not a curated record. Lineage: Eukaryota; Metazoa; Chordata; Mammalia; Artiodactyla; Bovidae. Gene Ontology annotation, molecular function: neuromedin U receptor activity. Bases 1 to 1299 code for a protein of 432 amino acids. Gene Ontology annotation, cellular component: plasma membrane.
AUGGCGGACCUGGCACUUGAUCCCCGGCCAGUUCCUCUCUGUUUCAACUGCUCCAUCAUCCCUGGAGACAGGUCCCUGGGUGCAAGGAGCCGGGUGUCCUGCAAUGGCAGCAGGGCUCUGGGGCCCUUUGACCCCCAGGACUUGAACCUGACCGACGAAGAGCUCAGGCUCAAGUACCUGGGGCCCCAGCAGACGGAGCUGUUCAUGCCCAUCUGUGUCACCUACCUGCUGAUCUUCGCAGUGGGCGCGGUGGGCAACGCGCUGACCUGCACCGUCAUCCUGCGCCACAGGGCCAUGCGCACACCCACCAACUGCUACCUCUUCAGCCUGGCCGUGUCGGACCUGCUGGUGCUGCUCGUGGGCCUGCCCUUGGAGCUCUAUGAGAUGCAGAACAACUACCCGUUCUUGCUGGGCGCCGGCGGCUGCUACUUCCGCACGCUGCUCUUUGAGACCGUCUGCCUGGCCUCAGUGCUCAACGUCACCGCCCUGAGCGUCGAGCGCUACGUGGCCGUGGUGCACCCGCUGCGGGCCAGGUCGGUGGUGACGCACGCCCACGUGCGCCGCGUGCUCGCGGCCAUCUGGGGCCUCGCCGUGCUCUGCUCUCUGCCCAACACCAGCCUGCACGGCAUCCGGCAGCUAGAUGUGCCCUGCCGGGGCCUGGUGCCCGGCUCGGCCGUGUGCACUGUGGUGCGCCCGAGAGCCGUCUACAAACUGGUGGUGCUGGCCACCGCGCUGCUCUUCUUCUGCCUGCCCAUGGCCACCAUCAGCGUGCUCUACCUGCUCAUCGGCCUGCGGCUGCGGCGUGAGAGGCAGCUGAUCCCCAGGCAGGAGGCCAAGGGCAGGGCCAGGACAAGCGACAGCCGCAGGCUCCGGGGGCUGCAGGAUGGGGGUCGGACACAGGUGACCAAGAUGCUGUUUGUGCUGGUCGUGGUGUUCGGGAUCUGCUGGGCCCCGUUCCACAUCGACCGCCUCAUGUGGAGCUGUGUGUCCCGCUGGACCGAGGGCCUGCUCCUGGCCUUCCAGUACGUGCACGUCGUCUCCGGAGUCUUCUUCUACCUCAGUUCGGCUGCCAACCCUGUGCUCUACAGCCUCAUGUCCACCCGCUUCCGGGACGCCUUCCGGGAGGCCCUGUGCCCAGGGACCCAGUGCCGCGGCCGCAGAGCCCACCACAGCUCCUACAGCCUCAGCAGGGUGACCACGGGCAGCACCCUGGGUGACAUGGGCUCCCCGGGCAGCCAGGCCCAGCCUCUGGCCGAGAACAGUGGCCCAGGGGGCCAGCAAGGGAUGCACCCCUCCUGA